Messenger RNA from Branchiostoma floridae (Florida lancelet), 3324 nucleotides. RefSeq lists its product as uncharacterized. Gene Ontology annotation, biological process: regulation of transcription by RNA polymerase II. The record is from RefSeq and is a predicted model, not a curated record. Gene Ontology annotation, molecular function: DNA-binding transcription factor activity, RNA polymerase II-specific; sequence-specific DNA binding. The transcript has 7 exons. Lineage: Eukaryota; Metazoa; Chordata; Leptocardii; Amphioxiformes; Branchiostomatidae. Gene Ontology annotation, cellular component: nucleus. The coding region runs from base 212 to 1984 and encodes 590 amino acids.
CCGUGAGUUUGUCGGGAGGCCGGCGGGGAGGGUGAGCGUGCCCCAUUGUCCUGGCCCCGGCGUUAGCGAUGCAGCAUACUAAAUAGCGGCUUCGUUCAACCAAGUCUAGCAUUCUCCGCCCCAACCGUAGGGUACAGAAAUCAGGGGUUUGUAAGGAGGAAUCUGAGCGAGGUCCUGCCAGUAUUGUAGUGGACAACACAGACUGACCAGUAUGUCUAAACGGAAACUGACCGACCCGGAUGGGCCGGGAGUGUCUGACUUGGACGAGUCGGAUUCCCAAGAUGGGCUGGAGCAGGACCACAGCAGCACCUCCACUCCUACAUCAUCAUCUUCUGAGGAUGAAGAGGAGGAGAACUGUGUAGAGAGGGAGACAUACCUGGCAAAGGACAUCCGUCCACUCACUCCUCCUGACCCAAGUAUUGUUCCAGCACCAAUACUGAAGAAAGGUAAGAAGGCAAAGGGUGGAAAGAUUGCUUUUGAUGGAGUUACAGUCUUCUACUUCAAGCGUACACAAGGUUUCACCUCUGUUCCCAGUCAAGGUGGAUCUACACUUGGUAUGUCAGCCCACCAUUGCCAUGUGCAGAAGUUUAGUCUGAAGGGAUAUGAGGAGGAACAGGACCGUGUGCACCAGGCCAUCAUCCGUCAUCAUAAACAUCAGCAGCAGAUGGUCAAGCAGAUGGCCACUGAUAGUUCCGAGUCACAGGGAGAGGAGUCUGAGUCGGACCCAGAUGACCCUGAUGACUACUACUUCCUGCAGCCUGUCGCCACCAAGAGAAGACGUCUCAUGCUACGAGCAGCAGGAGUUAAGCGAAUUGACAGUAAUGAGAAAAGGGAGCUGCGUCAGAUCCGCAUGUCUCGUGAGAUGUGCGGGUGCAACUGUCAGGUGUACUGUGACCCGGAGACAUGUGCCUGCAGUAUAGCAGACAUCAAAUGCCAGGUAGAUAGAUUGUCGUUUCCGUGCGGCUGCACCAAGGAUGGCUGUGGGAACCUGGCUGGGAGGAUUGAGUUCAACCCUGUGCGUGUGCGGACACACUUCAUCCACACCAUCAUGCGACUGGAGCUGGAGAAGAAGCAGAACGGACUCCACCCCAGGGGAACCACCGGUGGGGAGAAGGUGAAAACGGUUGUGAACAUGGUCGGAGCUGAUUCUGACGAUGGCGCUGUAGUCGACCUGAACGGUCACUCUGCACAUGACAGGCUAGCCAAACCUGCCUCUGAUGGGGCCCUCCUGGUGUCACCUGUCAAUCAUGGACACUUAGAAGUUGCCUACCAGGUACCCCAGGCUAGUUUCCAAAGUCCUGGAACCUCUUCCACCAGUGGAAACCUUUAUAGUUGUGUUCUAAGCCCUCACUGUAAUGGUACUACUAUGUUGCCCAGUGGUCUUCACUAUAAUGAUUCUGAUGAAGAAAAUACUAUUCAACAAAAAUGUGCCAUGUCAGCCGUUUACCAGUUUAAGAACCCAGACACCUCUGAAUCCGACAGUAGCGACAGCGAUAGUUAUGUGUAUGAAGAUUGUUCCAACUACAAAUUGUCAUCACCAUUAGAGUGUUGUGUGGAAGAGCACUCGGCUCAGGAAACCCUGACUACUCCAAAGAAUUCUUGCAUUCCUGACCUAUCUGAAGUUGGGUCUAUCGAGGACAAAGUUGGGAAGAGUUACACCAACCUGACGGAUGCGAAGCCCGCGGGAAGACUGGAGCCGCUGGGGCCUGUGGUGGACACAGACGGGCAGGUCGGAGGGGUGGAGACUGUCAGCCUCGUGGCAGACGAGAACUCCAAUCAAGAGAACAUUGUGCCAAUACCGCUGGAAUCCAACCAGAAUCUGUGCAUUCCACUUACCGACAACUCCUCCACAACGUGUGAGCUGGAAAAGUUGGGAAUGGUGGAAUACGAGGAACCAGAGGACAAGAUAGGAACUCUGAGCGAGGAGAACCAAACAUUCAGCGAUGCUAUAAAGGCAUCAAUUGUGGAGACAGUCUCUGUGUAGAGUUGCUAGAUUAGUGUAAGUUAAUCAACUGCAUUUUUUAAUGACAGUAUAGUGUAUAAACUAUCUACAUUUAGAUGUAUGGUAUUGUGAUUCUUCUCUGUGAGAUGUCGUUGUGGCUAUUCUGUGUGACUUUGAUGGUCUAUGCCCAAGCUACUUUUAAAUGUCAAAAACAAAAGGUCAAACAGCUGGGCUAUUUUAUUACAUGUAUUACAAAGUUUUGUCUCAAAGCUGCAGAUUUUCCCCUGGCACUCUCACCAUUUUUAACCUAGUAGUUUAAACAUAUUUAUGAGAUGUUAUAGCCUUGUUGUCAUGGAAAUGUUGGUCAUGUACGUGUAUUUAUUGUGAUACGGAAAACAGAAGUAUGCAUGAAGGUUUGACAAGUCUGAAAAGAAGAAGAUUUCAGUUUGCUUCUCAUGGUGCCUGACAUCAGAUUAUUGUUACUAGAACAUGUUGACUGAAAGUUAACAAAAGGAUUUUCCAGAUUCAUUUAGCUGGAUACACCAUGCAGUACUUAAAGGUGCUUAAAUUCCUUAGUAAAACAGUAAGCCUAGUUACUUUUUGUCUUGACCAGGCUGCAUAUAUUCAGUGGUAGCCAAAGUAUGGCUGUUUUGCACAGCCAGGGCUUCCCAACUAGCCUGUGGCGAGCAUUGCUGACAGGGGCAAUGUUGAAGUAUGUUUCAAGUAUUUGUUGAAAAGGUGCUUAAUUGAUUCAUCAUGUUGCAAUUUACAUAAAUAUAAUGAAAUAUACCCUAAAUGUGAUGUUAUGAAAUUAUUUAAGUAACUUAGACCAUGAUCACAACAAUCAUUAACAUACAGCAUUAUCUAAAGCAUACCUCGUUCUACAGUGGACAAGAGUACAAAAAUGUUGAAAAUGUGGCUGGACCCAGGGUACAACUCCUCCAAAGGAUUGUUUAGAAGGCUAGGAGUAGUAGUAGUAGGAGGAGAAUUAUGUAUACGAAGCAAAUACUGUAAAUGCAUUUCAGUUCACGGGGAUUUAAUUCCGUGGUAGCAGGAAACAGGACUUUUAGCAGCGGUUUUAAGUUUGCGACAGCAACAUGCACUGUAGUCUCUUACUGUCAUGGAAAAAUGUUUGUGGUGGUUUUAAGUUCGAGGUGAAGCGGCCAUCGCGAAAACCGCAAACAUAAAACCAUUGCGAACAUUUCUGCAUUUACAGUACCCAGUCAAACAUCAAAAAGAUGAUAUCUUUGCCUUUAGUAGGUACUUUUUUUCUUUCAUUACCUCCAAUCUUCAUGAACAAACUUGACUAGGCAAAUACAUGUGCAUGUAGCAUGCAUCUGAUAGAUGAAAACUGCCUUCUAAAAGUUGUCAACGUUCCAAAA